This is a messenger RNA of Bipolaris victoriae FI3, 996 nucleotides long. RefSeq lists its product as hypothetical. NCBI's taxonomy places the organism in Eukaryota, Fungi, Ascomycota, Dothideomycetes, Pleosporales, Pleosporaceae. Bases 1 to 996 code for a protein of 331 amino acids. The record is from RefSeq and is a predicted model, not a curated record. The transcript is spliced from 2 exons.
AUGCCUGGUGCUAUAUCCGAUGAUACUCGUACCCCCGCGCCUGCGGAGGGCGUUUGUGGGAUUUAUCAUAUUACGCAUCCGCGCUCGGCGUCGAAUUUGUUCCAGAACAUGAUGGGGAAGCAGCCUGGGUUCCAGUAUUCGAGCUAUAAGUUGUUUGGGGCUGGGUUUGGGGCGUUGGCGCAGUUGCAGAGGGGGCCGUUGGGGGAGUGGCCGGAGGAGGAUCGAGAGAGGUUGUUUGGGCUGUUUGAGGCGGGGUUUGAGGGGAUGCAGGACGAGGUUGCAGGGGCGAUGGAGGGUGGCAAAAAGGUGUUUAUGAAAGAACAUGCAGUCUUUCUCUCCGCCGGCGAUAAACUCAUAGGCCGCGUCUACAAAGACGACAAUGUCGCACCCUUAGUCCUACACGAGCGCGGUGUCGCACCCAGCAAGUCGUCUCAUACGAAUCCGACUUCGCUGCCCGAUAGUUUCCUGCUGAAGUUCCAGCCGAUCUUCCAAAUCAGACAUCCAGUCCUCAUGUUCCCCUCGCUUGUCCGCGCACAAAUGGACGUCAAGGUAGCAGGCCGUCCCCGCGACCCCAUCUGUCAAGUCAUGCUUCAGCUGCGCGACUCACGCUCUCUAUACGACUGGUAUGCUGCUCAAACCGUAAACACAGGAAUUACCCCACGCGUCAUUGAUGCCGACGACGUCAUGAGCGAUGCAGCCUCCAUGCGCAAACUCUGCUUAGAAACAGGACUCGAUCCCGAUUCCAUCGUGUAUCAAUGGGAGGAGCGCGUAGUCGAGGACCCGAUGCAAGCAAGGUUCUUGUCUACCCUGGCAAAGAGUAAGGGGAUUGUAAAGGGCUUGGAUGCUAAAGGGAAGAGUGUAGAGGGGGAGAUGGAGAAGUGGGUUGAGGAGUUUGGGAGGGAGGAUGCGGAGGAAUUGGCGAGGUUGGUUGAGAAGGCUAUGGGGGAUUAUGAGUAUUUGCAUGGCAAGAGGACUGUUGCUGGGGAGACGGAGUAG